This is a messenger RNA of Venturia canescens, 3084 nucleotides long. It is a transcript of the gene Rfwd3, whose product is annotated as E3 ubiquitin-protein ligase RFWD3-like. Gene Ontology annotation, cellular component: nucleus. The record is from RefSeq and is a predicted model, not a curated record. Gene Ontology annotation, biological process: protein ubiquitination; interstrand cross-link repair. The coding region runs from base 541 to 2250 and encodes 569 amino acids. Lineage: Eukaryota; Metazoa; Arthropoda; Insecta; Hymenoptera; Ichneumonidae. The transcript has 2 exons. Gene Ontology annotation, molecular function: ubiquitin-protein transferase activity; protein binding.
UCGUAAUUUAAAAAUUCUCAUUAGGCUCGAAUUUUUAAUCAUAGAGAUUGUUUCAACCAAGUUGAGCUAUCGAAUGGACGAAAUGGAUCAAGCAUUUGUAUUAUAUGAUAGUUUUUCAAUGCGACAACUUAUUGACUGAAUACUUGUGAAUGAAGUUGUAGGAAUUAAAUGCGCAGUAUAUACAUAUUGUAUACGCAAGUGUAUAUGAGCAAUCUAUAUAUGUCUGUAUACACACAUAUAACCUUCGUUGCAGCUGACAAUUGAGGUUCAGGUCGACGUACCCCAACGUCGUCGUCCAGGAUAAAUAAUUUACGAUAGUUUCAACUCCGAUCCUUUCAACACCCAUUUAUUCUUUGUCGUUUUUAUAAUUUUCUUGUUUUUGAGCGCGUUACAUAUUUUUGUUGUAAUCUUCCAAUGUUGACCUCGAAAACGACCCACGAAAAUUCUCGCUACGAUUCUCUCAACGUCGUUUGAUAUUAUGAUACUUGAUGCUAGACAAGAGUUUGACAAUACUACGUUUUUGAAAGUGAGAAACCAGAUAUGGAGUAUGACAUAGAUGAACGCAGGGACGAAGGAGAACUCAACGAUGCUCAGGAAAGGGCUGAACGUAUUGUGUUACUCGAUGAGAGAGAAAAUGCAGUGGCUGAAGGGGAGAAUCAGGGUGGAGAAGAGAAUGCCGAAAGCGACGUGGAGCAAGAAAUAACAGGAGAAGCGGACGAGCGAGCGGAGGAGAGCGACGAAGGUGCCAAAAGAGCAAAGAGAGCAAAAUUAGAAGCGCCAGCAGAGUCAGAAACGAAAAACGAUUCGGACGAGGAGGAUGCUGACACGGGACAAAUAUGCCCGAUUUGUAUGGACACUUGGAGUAAUUCAGGGGAUCAUAGGUUGUGUUCGUUGCGCUGCGGCCAUCUGUUUGGUCACAAUUGCGUUUUGAAAUGGCUCCAGGUGGGUUGCACGGCGGGAAAUCGAAGAUGUCCUCAAUGCAACAGGAAAGCAGCUGUGAAAGACAUAAGAAUAUUGUACGCUCGAAAAGUGUCUGCUAUCGACACGGUCGAAAUUGAAAAAUUAAAAAAAGAAUUGACUGAGGUUACUGUAGAGAAAAAUCGAUUGGAAAUGGAAGUUUCAAAAUGCCAUUUACGACAAAAGUUAUACGACCAACAACUGGCGAGCAUGGCUUCAAGAAUGGCCGAGCUAGAGAGGCAGCAGACAGAUAUGAGUCUACGACUGAACGAGAGUGUUUCGAGGACGUCCUCGCAUAAAUUUUAUCUGGAAAAGACUCUGGAGAUCUCGAAAGACGGUGGAUGUCGGGUGCUCGAUUACAAUCCUUGGGAAUGUUGUAUAGUCGUCUCUCAAAAAUCUGCCAAUCCCCUUUUCUCUGGUUAUGGAGUGAGAAAGAUAAAUACAGAAAUGAUGCAGGCUGGGCCUUACAUACUACUGCACAACCAGGCAAUAAGAGACUUGGCAUUUCAUCCCACCCAACAGAGUCUCCUGUUGAGUGUGAGUUUCGACAAAACCGUGAAAAUCGUUGAUAUCCAUAACAACGUUGUGGUCCACGGUUACCCCGUAGAUUCUCAGCUCUGGAGUGGCUGCUGGUCCGCUGAGGAUUCCAAUAUUUUACUCGUUGGUGGACAGAACGGUUCCAUAACCGAAUUCGACAUCAGACAAACGAACGGAGCGAUCGCUACUCACGAGAGUCCCAGCGACCGUUCACCAGUUGUCUCUCUUGCUACUGUACCUGCAAAUUCGGCCGGUGGAAUGGGAAGAGGUGGAUUCAUUGCUGCUCAUCUCAACACUUGCUACGCAUACGAACACAAAGAUCCCUCGCUCUGGUCGACUAAACAAAUGUUUCUCGAAGGUCCUUUUAUUUCCGUUCGUUAUGACGAGAAAAAUCAUCACGCCCUCAUAUCCUCCAGGCCGAACGCCAGAACACCCAAUUCUCGUCACACUGUUUUCAGUAUCGAACAAGGCAACGAAGAAGCUCUCGUUUGCAACAUUGUUCACACUUUCAAUGGCGGCAAUUCUCAACAAAUGCUCUCACGCCCUUGUCACAUCAACGUCGGCGACGAUACCUUAAUCGCUGCUCAUCAAGAAUCCACCAAAUCUAUUCCAUUAUGGAGCAUCUCCUCCGGCAAACAAAUGUACAGUCUUCCAGUCUCGGAUCCGGUACUCGACAUGUGCUCCUUUCGAUCCAACGAUAAUAUCUUUCUCGCUACACUAUCGUCCACCAAACUCAGACUCUACAAUCACGGAUAAAUUAAUCUCUUUAGUUUUUCGAGUUCAUAUCAUGCUCUUUUCUUCAUUUUUUAAGUAAAUAUUUGUAUGUAUUAAGCAUGUUUUACACGUUCAUUCCCAGCCAAAUAUCCAUUCGAUCACAUCCAGUAUUGAACUGUUUUGCGAGAGUUUCGAAAAAAUUUCGCUUUCUUCGCACGAACUGCGGUUUGAACUAAUAGUGAUCCCAAUAAGCUUAUCAAAUUUUUGUACAUACCAAUGUCAAAUGAUUAACGCUUUUGCAAACGCGCGAACUUCGAUAUCAAAUUUUUUCCGCAAUUGCACGCUUGAAAAAUUCACUGUAAGUGCUUAGGAUAUUUUGCUUUUAGGUGAAUUCCUAAUAUUUUCACACAUUUCUCUGAACAAAGGAGUCGUAUCGAAUAAAUUUUUCGGCUGUGAAAUCACCUGUAAAAUAUUUUCGAACAGACGAGUGAAAUGAAAAAACUCCAAAGUACACACGCAUCUCAAAAACGUCUCGAAUUUUCGCAGGAAUGAAAGACUGAAAACUGAAUAAAAAUAUCAUCAAACGCUCUGUCACGUUGACCACAAUCGCACCCCUUUCCUCCACGUUUUUCUUUUUCUAGACAAAUGUACAGCCUUUAGAGAAACGACGUUCUGAUAAAACGAUUUAAAGUUAAAUCUAAGGACUAGUAAUUACAUAUAUAUAAAUAUAUAGAGACAGAGAUAUUGUUUUUCUUUUUAUACGAAAUACGAUAUUUAGCGUUAAGAGAAUUUUGUGAUACGGGAGUACGGAAUUUUACACGAAAAGAACAAAUAAAUAUUGGAAAUAACGAAAAUAGAAACUAAUGUUUCAACUAA